AUGCUUCCUCCCCCUCUACCCCAGAAUACCAGCCUGCCGAGCUCCCCUCGACCGACACAGGCCGCCAUGAUGGACAAUACCGGGGUCGGGAUCGGGCCAGGGCCCAUCCGUCAUCCCAGACCUCUGACAGCAGCCGAACUACACCUGGAGCUGGAAAAGGAGCAAGAGAGCAUUGUGAAUCGCCUGACGCGCGAACUCUCGGCCCUCCGAGCUCAAACCGCCUCGGUCGCGUCCACUACAUCCUCGACUUCCGACCAUUUCUUUUCCGCCGACCCCUACGGCACAAACACCAGCGGCAACGCCGUCAUCCCGACGACGACCCGGCGCCACCGCUCCUCGUCGAACCUCUCGACCCGCUCCGCACGCUCGAUCCGAGAAAGCCUGGUUAAUGCGGCCGCGAACACGAGCGUCUCCGGCGUGGCCGCACCGCGAGACCAGUCCGUGCAGGCGAGUGCCCGACCCAGCAUGGAAAUGUCCCGGCCCGACGUGAGCAGGCAAAACUCGAUCUCGGCGUCGGGCUUCCGCUCCGGCUCCAUAACGUCCUCGCCGCACCUGUCGCAGGGGACGACGUACGCGUACCCGCAUCGCAGCUCGGUGUCCUCCUCCAACGUGGAUGCCUCCUCAGCGGCGGCGCCGCCACAUGCUGCCAUGACGAGGAGUCCCAGCUCGAAUGCGGCCCUGGCGCAAGCGAGAUACGAAGAAGCAGCAUUACAGCGAGCGGAGCUCGAUGCGGUGAAGAGGGAGAAUGAGGCAUUGAGGGCCCGCGUCAAGGAUCUGGAGAAGAGUCUACAGAGGGCGAAUGAGGCGGCCAUGGCCACGGCCACGGGGACGCCGACGUCGACGUCGACUGCUCCCUGA
This is a messenger RNA of Cladophialophora carrionii CBS 160.54, 858 nucleotides long. RefSeq lists its product as uncharacterized. Lineage: Eukaryota; Fungi; Ascomycota; Eurotiomycetes; Chaetothyriales; Herpotrichiellaceae. The transcript has 3 exons. Bases 1 to 858 code for a protein of 285 amino acids. The record is from RefSeq and is a predicted model, not a curated record.